UGUAUCCUCCUUGUCGCCGCUGCUCGUCGACCGUGACGCGUUCACGGAACCCGCAGUCGUGGUGACAAAGCCCAUGAAGAAGGACAAUUAGCUUGACGAAAUAUUUUUUUACUCCGAUAACAUCAUCGCUGGUUGAUAUUUCAAAAUUUAUUGACCUGAGUGAAAGUUUGUGAGUGAGGUAAGUGGCAGGGUGUCGAAAGGAUCACAGGGGAUAUUGGUAUAUACAUAUCUGUAUUUAUAUCUGUAUAUAUUUACAUAAUAACAAAGGAGGAAGUGUGAUCGAUGAGAAGCGCGGUCGUGAAUUCGGUUCACGAGUAUGUAAUAUGAUAAGACGUGACACGACGGGCCUGAGUGUCCGGGUUCGGUUGAAGAGAUGUUGGAGUGGUUGGCGCAAUCUGGAGGCACUCGGUUGAUCUGUCUUAUCAUUGUCUCAUGGGUUCUCCUGGGACACCAGGUCCAAGGGGGCCCCGACCCCCCGGAGUUUACUACUCGCGAAGAUGUAUCGAGUCGUGGGUUUAAAAAAUUUGGAGAUGAGUGCAAAGAAGAUCGUGAGUGCGGAUUCGAUGGGUCGUUUUGCGAUCCGAAAAGUAAAAAAUGCUACUGCAGAGAAGAAUUUCUCGUUACAAAUCAUAUUGACAAGUGUGGACAUCCCGCCAACGUGAACGAGUCGUGCUUUUUUACCGAACAAUGCGAGGAAAAGGUAUCGCAGACCGAAUGCCGGGACGGACGAUGCAUCUGCAUAUUCGAGAAAAUUCCAGUUAUGCAGCCCGGCGGAGUUUUCGAGUGUAUUGCCGAGGUGAAGGAAGAGGAAAAUUUGCGGUACGUCGACCCAGCGAUGAUCGGGAUUCUCGUGGCGAUGGCUCUCAUGUUCAUAAUAAUCUGCGUGGUGCUGAGGCUCUUCAGCAAAGCGCGCUGGCGUGAAAACCGUACGAUAUUCAACACUCCAAAUGCUCGUCUGAUGAACGUCUCGCUGCUUCGUGACAACAACAAGCUACUUCACGCUCAGGAGAGACGGGGCUCGAGAGCGAGUCAACGAGGACCCUCGAGGCAACCUUCUAUGGCAUCUCUGAGGGCCCACUCACCCAAUGGCUCGCAGCAAGGUGCGAAAAACACACAGCGAGUGAACCGAUCACGCCGGGGAAGUCGGGGUAGCAGUGGGAACGCGUCCUCAAUAUCAUCGGCAAUAAGGGUCAACAAAUCACCGCCUCAUCAACCCAACACCCUCAAUGAUCCGGUCAUCGAGUGCGUCACCGUCGAGAUCACCGAGGCCAAAGCGUAGAGGAAUCCUCAUCUUGCCAGCAGACCCUCAUCUGAAAGCAUUCAUCGUGCUCUUUUUACUUAAAUUAUAGGCUACAGUACGUUGUUUUAUAUUUUUAGCUUUAAAUCGUGUGUUAGAUCUCACGCUACUGCCCUUUAACUUUAUUGUCCAACCAACCAAUUAAAUUUCUUUUUAAAAAAUAAUAAUAAUUACACUUUUUUAAAUUAAAAGGGCAAACUCACUGUAGCUGUUAAUUAUUAUUUAAUACUUUGAUAUAAUAUGACGAAAGUUUUUUUGUGCCGUCUCUUUAUAAGCUAAUGAAACCAAGUAUUAUAUAUAAUAUAUAUUAAUAUUACUAGAUAUUAUCAAGUACAGCGCUUUAGAUUUAUUCGCAAUCUCUCACGUUGGAUGAGUUAUUUAAAGUAUUAACGACAAUCGGGUCUAGAUAAUAACUUAGAUGCGCAUAAUUUAAAUUAUUCUGUGUCUAAGGAUUGCAAUGAGAUGUUAACUAAGAAACAGGACGCACGAACGGGGACCAUACGAUUUAAAUUUGAAUAAAAACAACAACAGCAACAUCAAUAAUAUACACAUGUAAUUAAAUAAUUACUCUCCGCAACACGUGAUUCUUUACUGACGUUAUUAUUAUUAAUGUAUUUAACUAUUUGAUAUUAACUCGUUUCUAUGUCCAGUAUAAAAUGGCACUUAUCAAAUUUUAUUAUCUAAUACGGUGACAGAAAAUUUAGUCUUGUGUCAAACGCGAUAGCUAUAAAAAUAAAAAUAAUAAUUAUUAUUAAAAAUUUAAUAGAGUAAUGACGCAAAGAAAUAAUUAAGACACGAAAUGUAGGUAAAAAAAAGUGUAGUGAUAACUUUUGAUCUUUAUACACUUGGGAAAAAUCUAGUGAGAAUUUAACAAAAAAAUAUAUAAUAUAACUAUGAUCAUUAUGACUAUUAAUUAAUAACGAUAAAUAAUAAUAUAAAUAUUUACAAUGCACGUUAAUAAAUUUACACAUAAGAUUUCUAAUAGAUUCCUUUUUUCUAUAAACUAUAUACCUGAUCUAUGGAGUUAGCUAUUAACUUAUAUACAUACAUUAUAUAUUUAAUAUUUGCAUUGAUAGCUAUUAAGCAAGUUUGGUCCAAAGAAUAAUAACAAGUAAAGAAAAUGAUGAAAUGAUGAAUAGAUAAGAGAUUUAUCUCGUUGAAUACUUUGCAAUUUAGUGCCUACGCUGUUGCGCAAAUAUCAUUACGAAUAAAUAUUUAAAAAAAACAAUUUAUUAAGACCAUCAAACAACAUGUCUAUCAAAUAAUAAAUAAACUUAAAUAAUAAUAAUAAUAAUAAUUAACAUAAAUAAUAGAUGGAGAAUAAAAGUUGUCACGGAGCUGACGAUUUUUGUUACUUAUUAUCUCGGUUUAAAUGUGUCGAUUAGGCUUAGCAAUUCAAAAAUGCCUAGCGACUGUGCUAUACUCUGUGAUUGUAUGACGCUAUCAUUAAAUAACUAUUUUAAAAUAUUAAUAGUUACUUUAAUAAAUAUUUCUAUCUUACGGACGAGUCUUUCUUUUGAACUCGAAUAAGCGCACGAUUAGAAUUAAAUGGACAAAUAAAACCUUGAAGUAAACAAAAUAAUUAUUAUUACAUACAAGUUAAUGUAUAAGAUAAUCAGAGUUAAUGACGAGUUACAAUAGAUCGAUGAAACAUAAAAAAAAAAAAAUAAAUAAAA
Messenger RNA from Microplitis mediator, 2973 nucleotides. RefSeq lists its product as uncharacterized. The coding region runs from base 374 to 1279 and encodes 301 amino acids. The record is from RefSeq and is a predicted model, not a curated record. Lineage: Eukaryota; Metazoa; Arthropoda; Insecta; Hymenoptera; Braconidae. The transcript is spliced from 6 exons.